UCCACGCCCAUGGCCCAUUCCCUUUCCACCCACCUUUUGACAGCAUCCAUUCUGAAAAUGAAAAUUGUGUAUGUAUUUACGUGAUCUAUCUGACGAGCAUUUCUGUUGCAAUUUUAUCGUUUAAGGGCCGCAAUUAACGGCCAUUUACUCUCGAAAAAAUCUCGGAGUAUAUUUAAGUCACAAUCCACAAACAAAUGGACGAACAGGUCAACCUGGAGCAAUUUUUGCUACCCAACUUUGCUGGCAUGGACAGCGAUCUUGACUUGGGUCUCUCCGGUUUCUCGGACAUGCCAGAUAUUGAUAAUUUCCCUCCGUCAUUGAGUGAUGAUCUGGAGCUUCAAGUGGGAGUGGAUGUCGAGGAAGAUUACCUUUUCAGUGAUGGAAUUUUGAAUUUGGACAAGAUCCCACUGGAAUGGGCUCCAGAUAAAAUCUCUUUGUCAAGAAAUAACAUGCAAAUAAGUGUGAAAAAUGAACCGGGUACGCCACCAAGUCCAACCGGCAGCUCUGAUAGCGGCUGCUCUGAUAGUGGCUGCUGGCCCAAGACUGAAACUGAAACGCCGCCAGUUUCUCCCCCCAGAGUGGUUGUACCAAAAUUCCAAUCAGUUGUGAUGCUGCCUCAAAUGAAUUUUGUGCCAGUUAAUGGGCGAUCAAAGACAGCCAAGAGGAUACAACCAAAACCUGCCGAGGACAUAAAGGCGAGACCCAUAAAAAUAGAGUGGAUACCUGGUCAAGAAACUGUAACCUCAACAACAGAUAUGCGACUCCUCAAGAAGCACCAGCGCAUGAUCAAAAACAGAGAAUCAGCUUGCCAGUCUCGGAAGAAGAAAAAAGAGUACUUGAACGCGCUGGAGACACGGAUAAACAACCUUCUGAUGGAAAACAAACAGCUCAGGUGCGAGAAUGAAGAGCUGAAGGCGCGACUGGCAAAGCAAGAGGUGCCCCGCGGCAAAAAGGGCGUGAUCACCCUUUGCGCUUGUCUCAUGCUGGUCGCCUUCAACCCUCUCUCUGUCUUCCAACCAUCUGAUCUGCCAGACCCUGUUGUCCAACAUCCAAUCAGAAGUCCCGCUGGUCGCUCUUUGCUUUGGAUGGGCGACAGCAAGCCCAAGGCGCUCCCCCGUUGCCCUGUUGCAAUAAAUCAGACUGAAUCGGAUCGUCUAAAUUCGCAGCUUCGCGGCUGCUUCUCAACAAACUCGAGCAGGGUUGAGCGUGUACCAAGACCUGCAGCAAAGAAGAAACUGCGCAAGAGCAGUGCAUUAGCUCUUUACGGACCUCACGAGGCAUUGUUUGACGCAAUCGGGCGUCGUGAUGACUUUUUCUAUGUGUUCAGCACAGAGCACGUGUUGCGAGCUGCCAAGGCGCACAACGUCAGUUCCAGACCCAAAGUGGCCCUGGUGUUGCCCACAGUGAACGCGUCUGUGCCCAGUCAUAAGGUAGCCCUGCUGCAAGUGGAGUGCGAAGUCAUCGACACUAGGGCGUUCGCGGUAGACCAACGUCUCAUGCCCAACGCGACCGCAACUGCUCGCCGCUGGAGGCGGGACUUCUUCGGCCACAAUUGAACUCUAGUCGGCACCUUGUUAUAUGAUAAUGAAUUUUAUUGCACCGCAUUCAUGUCCUCUGUUGGAAAAAAAAUUAUUGGUCAUUGACUGGCUCUUCUAGUACCUUCGAUAUUAAACGUGUAUUGGCUCACUUAAAAUAAUUAAAUUUGUUCUACUUGCAUAACUUA
This is a messenger RNA of Cloeon dipterum, 1723 nucleotides long. RefSeq names its product bZIP_ATF6 domain-containing protein ATf6 (gene Atf6). The transcript is spliced from 6 exons. NCBI's taxonomy places the organism in Eukaryota, Metazoa, Arthropoda, Insecta, Ephemeroptera, Baetidae. Gene Ontology annotation, cellular component: nucleus. The coding region runs from base 195 to 1556 and encodes 453 amino acids. Gene Ontology annotation, molecular function: RNA polymerase II cis-regulatory region sequence-specific DNA binding; DNA-binding transcription factor activity, RNA polymerase II-specific. Gene Ontology annotation, biological process: regulation of transcription by RNA polymerase II; endoplasmic reticulum unfolded protein response. The record is from RefSeq and is a predicted model, not a curated record.